Messenger RNA from Dermacentor silvarum, 2603 nucleotides. It is a transcript of the gene REPTOR-BP, whose product is annotated as cAMP-responsive element-binding protein-like 2. Gene Ontology annotation, molecular function: DNA-binding transcription factor activity. Gene Ontology annotation, biological process: regulation of DNA-templated transcription. Bases 106 to 531 code for a protein of 141 amino acids. The transcript has 3 exons. The record is from RefSeq and is a predicted model, not a curated record. Gene Ontology annotation, cellular component: nucleus. NCBI's taxonomy places the organism in Eukaryota, Metazoa, Arthropoda, Arachnida, Ixodida, Ixodidae.
AGCGGCUGAAACCCUCCCAAACAUCUGACGAGGUAAACAGAUGCACGUUGGCUGCAGAGAUGUGACUGCUUGAGUGCGGUUGCUACUCAAUAUGUCACUCGGAUAAUGCAGAUGGAAACGGACGAAUACGACUUCCCCUACGUCAAAAAGGAGAGUGCAGAGGAGGAGGGCCGUGGUGGAAGACGGGGUCGGCGUAGCUCGGGCAGCUCCGUUGGCACUUCGGCGUCAGGGGGAGGAGGGCGCAGCAGCAGCGGCGGCGGCGGCAGUGGAAGCAAGCGGGGUGAUAUGCGAGCCAAGCUGGAGCGCAGCCGACAAAGUGCACGUGAGUGCCGGGCACGCAAGAAGCUGCGCUACCAGUACCUCGAGGAAUUGGUGGCCGACCGGGAGAAGGCCGUGCUGGUGCUGCGCCACGAGCUCGAUUUGUACCAACAGUACUUCAAGGAGAUGGACCAGGGCAACAUUCCCCAGGCUGUGCUUGAUAUCCUAGAAAGAGAACACGAAAACGAGAACGAGCAGCAAAUCCCACAAUAAGGAUGACGCAGCGAAGCCUCGUGGCAACUUGCUUGCAUGACAGUGUUGGUUGAUUUGAGCGAAUUGCAGCAGCACAGUGAGCAUGUUCAGGCAAGGAUGAGCUCUGGGUCAUUACUGUCCUUUGGUGUGUGUUACUGACAUCCACUUUGUUCACCUGGAGUUUCAUACUGACCGGCACGAAGGACACAUGAAAAGUAAGGAAAGAAAAUGGGUGUUAUCUCCUUUCAUGCAGUCGGUAUGGCAGCACCAUUCUGGCUUUGUUUUGUUGCACUGUUACCUCCUCGCAGUGUCCUUCGUGCACUUUAGUAUGAAAGUAUACCAACCGAUGCAAAACAUUUAUGUUGCUUAUGUGGAGUGCGCUGCACCAUUCUUUGUUUCCUUGCUUUGCAUUGUUUUUACUUUUUUUUUUCAUUACCAAAGCAAUUUGCUGGAAAGCCAUUCCAGUAGAAACUGUGAUUGAAACGGUCCCCUAAUUUUCUCAGUAGUGAAUAUAUGACGUGGGUUCAUUAGAAUCUUUGUCCAUUAUGUCAAUAGAUGACUUGUGAAGACUUGUGAAGAAACAGAGCCACUAGAAGCAUCAGUGUUGCAGUGGCUGCAUCACUGAUGCAGCCACCUGUAGAGUACCUGUACCUGUACCUACAGAGUACCUGUAGAGCCACCUGUAGAGUACCUGUAGAGUUACCGAUUACCGGAAAGUCAUGACAAGGGUUCGAAUACUUCUUUAGAACUUUCAAAAAGCAGGGAUGCAACAAGAAGCCAACUAAACAUCCCAGAGUUAGCUGCAGUCAUAUGUGCAGUGGCUUUGGUUUCUUUUGAUGAAAUCUGUUCUUGACGAAUAACUUAUUAUAGCACAUCACAUAUGCAGUGCAAUCUAUCUAGUGUGGUUGUUGCAGAUUUUGAAUCUUAUUUAUUUGUGCUGUUGAGCUGGAAUGAUACACAAGUUGGAAAAAAAUAAAUCAUAAUAACUCUCAUGUCUAAUUGUUUUUUUUUUUUCUACUUUAUAUUUCAUUCUGGCCCAGUCGUACAUAUUUUUGUGAAAGCAAAAAAAAUCUUGCAGAGCAAUAUUUUAUUUUUCAGAAAAAUAGUACCAAUAGUUAUAGAAUCAUAUUUACUGUUGUUAUUGAUUAUACAUAUAGCACUUUAUGAAUGCGAUAUUCCUUCUUUCCACUGCUGUGAGACAGGGACAUUGUUCGCUUCGUCAUGGCAUUUUGCAGUCCCCCAGGAACGAUUGGACCCAGGGAUGGAUGUCUCUUAUGUGAUUAUGUAGAACUCUUUUUCAUCGUCGCAGUCAUAUGCUCGGCAACAUAUGGCAGUGCUUGUUCUUCUUAUAUAGUGUUAUACGGUGAAUAUGAUCACACGAUGCACAGUGUGUGAUUGAGACAUUUGUUGGUUAUUUUUACAGCAUCGCUGUUUUCGUGCAUCACAUCUUUGCAAGAAUCAGAUGCAUCAAGCACUUAUUCCGUGUUGCGUUGAAGCUACUUUGUUGUAUUCAAAGGACUAUAAUGUUCCUCUGUUAUGUUUGGUUGCAGCAGGUAUUGCUUUCUUGCUUUGCUCAUUGGUGAUAGUUCUUUAAAGAUGAGCUGUGAUAUGUUACUACUAAUGAUCUUUAAUUAUGUUGAGUUAUUGAGGCAAUAGAAAUUAUUUGUAUGCAGAGUUUUAAAUUUAUGCAGCUAAACUUACAUGGUCAAUGAAUCAGUACCAGCAAAUGGGCUGGAAAGCACUGCUUACUUUUUUUUCACUGGCUGUUUGACUUUAUUGUACAGUUCAUUAUUGUUCUUGAUAGAGGUAUGCAUCUGUUGCUGGACCACUCAGCAAUUUGCAUCAUGCUUGCCAGUGUAGCAGAUUAUGCUUCGCUGUUCUUUUCUGUGUUGGACAAUUGUCAAGAAAUUUUAUGUUGGGUGUUUUCUCUUUUUUUUUAUUAAUCCAAAGACCAGUGUGUUAUGCAAAGAGCAACUCUUGGCACGUGAAAUUUCAAACACUUCCGGUGCGAUGUCAUUGUUAUUUGGCUCCUGUUGCUGCUGUUGUGUGAAUGGAAAGGUAUUGUGCAGGAUUAAAAGCUUGAUUGAUACCAA